Stereum hirsutum FP-91666 SS1 is the source of this 1294-nucleotide messenger RNA. Its product is annotated as NAD-P-binding protein. The transcript is spliced from 10 exons. The record is from RefSeq and is a predicted model, not a curated record. Bases 242 to 1186 code for a protein of 314 amino acids. NCBI's taxonomy places the organism in Eukaryota, Fungi, Basidiomycota, Agaricomycetes, Russulales, Stereaceae.
AUUAGUAUCCAACCUCCCCCUCUAUAGACCCGGGUCCUAUGUGCGCCAGGCUGCCGCCAUCAUGUAUGUACUCGACAAAUAUUACGAAAGUGCCCUGGUCGCACUCACCUCACGAUACCACGGUAUAUAACAUGGCUUCGAAAUCAUGGCACAGGCAUACCAACGAACCCUUUCUUCUCUAUUCCCCCUGCUCUUUCUUCGUCUUCGAACUCAAGGCUUCCAGGCAAAAUAAGACUCGGAUAUGGGCAACAUAAUCUCCGCCACUGCGCAAGCUUUCCCUCCGAAACCGAGAUGGUCCGUGGAUGAUAUGUCGGAUUUAAGUGGGAAGGUCUGUCUGGUAACUGGUGGGAAUACUGGCAUUGGAAAAGAGACCGUCAAGGCUCUCCUCACGCAUAAUGCGAAAGUGUAUCUCGCUGCACGAGACGAAGCAAAGGGACGUGAGGCUAUCGAGGAUCUGAAGACGGCUACGGGCAAGGAAGCGUUGUUCUUGAAGUUGGACUUGGCGGAUCUCAGAGGUGUGAGGACGGCGGCAGAGGAGUUCCUAAGCAAGGAGCAGGAGUUGCACAUCCUGUUUGAGAACGCCGGCGUCAUGAUGAGUCCCCUCUCGAUGUUGACGAAACAGGGUUAUGGCCUCCAAUGGGGCACGAACGUCCUCGGCCAUUUUCACUUCCAGCAGCUACUGCUCCCUGCACUUCUCCACGCAUCAACACCAGAGCACAAAUCUCGUAUCGUGAUCACCUCAUCCUCAAGUUCAUACUUCACGAACAAGAUCAACUUCGGAUCAUUUAGUAAUGAGAACGGUGGAGAGAAGCAGAGGAAGACAGUCGGUGCGGGGGGGCUGUAUCAUCAGUCGAAGUUUGGUAACGUCGUUGUCGCACGAGAGACGGCAAGGAGGUACGGUGAUAAGAUAGUUGUAACGAGUUGUAAUCCCGGCAACCUCCAAACCAACCUGUGGCAAUACUUUCCCACCUUCCUGCAAACUUUCCUCAACAAGUUUGCUCUGCAUCCCGUCCCUCUUGGUGCUUUGACACAGUUAUGGGCCGGAACGGCGCCAGAGUGUGAGGAAUACAAUGGAAAGUUCCUCAUUCCCUGGGCCCGCGUCGGUUCCCCCAACAAGUAUACUCAAGACCCAGAGCUGGGCAAGAAAGUCUGGGAGUGGAUGGAAGGGGCUUGUAAGGAGUUCUGAGAAUGAUAUUGCAUCGAUGUGGCGGUGUGUUUUGUCCUUCAUGCUGCUCCUGUGUGAGGUUUUGAGUGGUGGUUGGCUUAUGGGGAAAUAAUAAUAAACAUAUACCCA